AUGGCACCAUCAGGAAAAGGCUAUCCACCACCUGUCCCACGAGUUUUACGUAGUAAAUCUGGUGAAAGUUUACUUCCAUCUCAAGAAUCUCAAUCACAGCCAUCACACCCACCAAAUCAAGCUUCAAAUACGUCGUCAGCAUCCUCGAGAAACCCCUCCCCCACCUUCCCCAAUCUCAUUCCCAGAUCCACACCAGAUCUAGAUCCAAAACUAGUAUCUGGAGCUGCAUCUCAACUUCAACCUCAUCAAGAUAUAUCUAGAGCCAGAUCUAGAGUUCAAUCCCGAAGCAGCUCCCGAGCCCGAACCGGAAGCUCACGACCUCCACCCCAAAACACCUCGGUUCCAAGACCUCGAGACCUCUUACCAAGACCUGAACCUGGAGCCAUUCCACAUGUUGUGCCUAGGCCUAGGCGUACUCCGAUGGGUAGAGAUUUGAUUUUGGGUCCAGGCCAAGGUCAAUUUCAGAUUCAACUUCAAGCUCAACCACCACCACAAAUAGACCCACAGACUCAGGAACGUAAUCAAGACUUCUAUACCAACUAUCCCUAUCCUUUUCCUACAGAGGAUAAUCCUUUUUCUCAGUCCCAGAUGACCAAUGUACUCGGUGAUCGGCGUCUCCAUCAAGAUCCCCACCGAGAUCUACAUCAACCUCAACCACCACCACGCAUCGACUCGCAGACUCAAGAUCGUAAUCAGGACUUCUAUACCAACUAUCCCUAUCCUUUUCCCACAGAGGAUUCUCCUUUCUCACAGUCCCAAACAAUAACUGCGCCCGGAAAUCAAAAAUUCCACUCGGAAUCUCGAACUCAAAAUCAAGAGAUUUACACCAACUUUCCGUCUCCGUUUCCUGAUUCUCAUUCUCCUUUGUCUCAAUCUCAGACAACCACUGUACCCGGAUAUCAAGAUACCCUUCGAGAUUUAGUUCAAACUCCCGCCCCAGCUCAAGCUCAAAAUGAAACACAAAAUCGAACCUCAAUUCGAGCUAACAAACGUCCUCGACUUUCCUAUUCUGAUUCCUAUCCAAACAGUAGAAGAGAUGAGGACAGUAACGGAGAUGGAGAUAGAGAUGAAAACAGAAACAGAAAUGGAAAUGAAACCUCCAGUGAAAUCGGAAUUGACAAUGAAGCUCAAACCACAACCCAAAAUGAGCGAUACAAUCCCAACGAUACACCCUUAGAAUCACCCCUCAGCACACCACCAGAUUCCGUUUCCACAUCACCGCCUCUCCUAUCUCUUCGUAAUCUCCCACGUAGGGGUACUUUUACACAUAGUCAGAGAUUCAAUCCAUCUCCUACCGAUAGAACCAGAACCCGUGCUGCAUAUCAAUAUCAAAAUGAAAAUAAAAAUGUAACAGCAAGUAGACCCAGAACAACAAAUCCUCCCUCAUCUUCCAAUCCCUCUAACCUCUACACAGAACCCCCCAUUCUUCCCGGCACCCUAGAUAUUGCAUAUCGACCUACUGUCGCGCAGAAAAAAUGGAUGUAUGCUGUGCGAGAGGAGGGGAAGAGGAGUGAUAGUAAUGAGAAUGGAGGGUUUAGUAGGGGGAUUGAGGGACAGAUGGUUCGGUUGUUUGGGGGUGAGGGGGAGGGGGGUGUGUAG
Molecule: messenger RNA, 1599 nt
Organism: Botrytis porri
Lineage: Eukaryota; Fungi; Ascomycota; Leotiomycetes; Helotiales; Sclerotiniaceae
Exons: 2
Coding region: 1-1599 (532 amino acids)
Source: RefSeq, a predicted model, not a curated record